AUGUCUAUACCAAAUAGUACCACCGAUCAACCGAAUAUGGAGAUUGAAGAUCAGGGUGAUUUCGAAGAGCAUUUGAACGAAAGUCGUACGCAAGUUCAGGUCGAUGGUCGCUGGAAAAUGCCAAGAAUGCGACCCUGGAAUCGGUUUCAGAAUCCUUUUGGAGGUGAUCCAUUAUUUGAAACAGUAAUGAAUGGUGGUGGUAGUGCUGCUGCUUGUGAUACAUAUGCAAGUAGUGGUGAUGCAGGUGGCAUAGCAGCAAGUGGUGGUGACGCAGGUGAUAUAGCAGCAAGUGGCGGUGGCAGUAUUGUUGCAGCAGAUGCAGAAGCUAAUGGUGCAGUAGUGCACAUCAUUCAUUUUAUUUAA
Molecule: messenger RNA, 363 nt
Organism: Adineta steineri
Lineage: Eukaryota; Metazoa; Rotifera; Eurotatoria; Adinetida; Adinetidae
Source: the annotation of a GenBank genome assembly